Molecule: messenger RNA, 684 nt
Organism: Brassica oleracea var. oleracea
Lineage: Eukaryota; Viridiplantae; Streptophyta; Magnoliopsida; Brassicales; Brassicaceae
Product: ATP-dependent DNA helicase PIF3-like
Exons: 1
Coding region: 1-684 (227 amino acids)
Biological process (GO): DNA repair; telomere maintenance
Molecular function (GO): DNA helicase activity
Source: RefSeq, a predicted model, not a curated record
AUGAACUUGACCAUAGAGCAGAUCAAAAAUAUUGCUCUUACUGAGAUCAAAAAUCAUUUGCUCAGCAAUGGUCGUAGCCUCAAGAAAUGGCCCCACAUGCCAAAGCCAGAAGAUUUUGGCUCUUACAAUGGCAAUCGCCUUAUAGAUGAUGAGCUUAAAUAUGUUGUGGAAGAUCAGCUAAAGGAAAAUGAAAGACUUAUGGCGAUGAUAACAGAUGAGCAAAGAGGGGUAUACGAACAGAUUCUGGAUGCAGUUUUAACUGAUAGCGGUGGAGUGUUCUUUCUUUAUGGUUAUGGAGGCACAAGAAAAACCUUCGUAUACAGAGCACUCUCAUCAGCGAUCCGAUCUAGAGGUAUGAUUGUUCUAAAUUCUGCAUCAAGUGGAAUUGCAGCAUUGUUGUUGGAAGGAGGUGGAACCGCACAUUCUAGGUUUGGUAUUCCGAUAGAUGCAGACGAAUUCAGUACUUGCAAGAAAAUGGAGCCAGGAUCAGAUCGUGCAGAAUUAGUUAAAGCGGUAAAGUUAAUUGUAUGCGAUGAGGCGCCUAUGAUGAGCAUACACUGUUUCGAGACGUUGGAUCGUACAAUGCGUGAUAUUAUAAGAUCUUCUGAAGAAAAACCUUUUGGGGGUAAAGUUGUUGUUUUCGGUGGAGAUUUCAGACAGAUUUUACCGGUUAUACCUGGGUAG